GUCAGGGGCGUCACGUGACCGCGCCAGGGAGAGGGAGGCGGAGUCGUACGGCUGGGACGCCAGGCAGUCGCCUAGCAACAGCGGGACGCGAACCGAUGGAGACCAGCAACAGGGAGCUCCAAGCCGCGGAGUAUUUGGAAAGGCAUCAGAUCAAGGAGCUUUUGAGCUACCUCACCAGUGCCCUCCUAUUCUUUCGGCCGGAAAAACCAAGAGAAUAUUUAGUAUCUCUAUUGGAACGACUGAGAAUUGCAAAAGUAACAGGCGUAGCAUUUCCUUUCUUUAUGGAUAACUCUAACAUUGUGGCCAUGUUUGAGAUGAUGGACUCCUCAGGCAGAGGCACUAUAUCAUUUGUGCAGUAUAAAGAAGCCCUAAAAACUCUGGGUCUAUGCACUGAAGAUGAAGAUUUAAAAGAUGAUGGACAUAUAAUAACUUUGGAUAAAUUCAAGGAGGAAGUGUAAGUUUAUUUUUAAGUGACAAAUAUUUUAAUAAGGUGGCAUGAUUUUGAAACACAACACCUUUUAAAAUAGGUUCCUAUCUUUUGAAAGAAAUAUUUUGUUCCCUUGAAACUUUCAGCUGACUGGGAAGUGAGGACAGGGAAGGCUGACAGUAAAGUCUCUAAGCUCGGGAACAGGAGGGGAAACUGCUGGGGUUAGAGAGGAAGCUCUGGAGGCAGCUUCAUUCUUUUUUUUCUGAGAUAAGAGUC
Messenger RNA from Chlorocebus sabaeus (green monkey), 703 nucleotides. RefSeq names its product EF-hand calcium binding domain 10 (gene EFCAB10). Gene Ontology annotation, molecular function: calcium ion binding. NCBI's taxonomy places the organism in Eukaryota, Metazoa, Chordata, Mammalia, Primates, Cercopithecidae. The record is from RefSeq and is a predicted model, not a curated record.